UUUUCCAUUGGGUCAGAUUGGCAGACACCCGGGGGUUGCCUUCCUCUGCAGCAUGGGGCAUGGUUCAUUUGCAACUUUAAACUAGUGUAGAUGGUGGAUUCUCUGUAACUUGAAGUCUUGAAACCAUUAUUUGAGGACUGCAAUAACUCAGCCAGUGGUUAUGGAUCUAUUACAGGAGUGGGUGGGUGAGGUUCUGUGGCCUGUGAUGUGCAGGAGGUCAGACUAGAUGAUCACGAUGGGCCCUUCUGGCCUUUCUAUGAAUCUGUUCAGGUCACAUUUUCAAGCUUUUAUCUGCAACGAGGGCUAGAAACUUGCCUUUGUUUCAAAUAAAGCUGCACGUCUCACACAUUCACAUGUCUCCUGGAGAUGGGGCUUUAAGGAAAACAUCAAAUAUUGUGAGACUUGCAAUAAAAUCACCAGAGUUGUCAACAAAGGGGAAUUAUUUAUAUUUACUUGGUAAGAUGACAUCAGCGCAAACAGUUUCACAAGCUCUGAGUUUUAUUUGGGAUUUUGUUUUAAAUGGGUUUGUUUUUCUAGGUAGGCAAAAAGGAAGGGAGUGAAAUUCAUAGAGUUCUUGGUCCUUCAGUUUCCAGACAGAAUCAGGAUGUGUUGUAGGUGGUGGAGAUCUUAAUAAAGGAUGGAGUUCCAGCCAUCUGAUGUGUCCUGACUAUCUGAUUGCCCGUGGAGUCAUUUGUCUUUCUGCUCCCACUGCACUCCCUGCCUGAGUAGACUGUCAAACUCCCAGCUGUUAUGCUGUUACCUGACACUAAUUGCAUAUGUUUAGAUAUUAAGCUGGGCUGGGAAUGCUCAGGGUCUGGAUGGAUGCCAGAGAAGGCUGUGAAAGCCACAGGGGGUGGUGACUUGGGGCAGUGAUCCAUUCUUAGAUCAGCAAAUUAACAACCUGCUCCUGGCACUCCAGCUGUUGACCUGUGUUUCCCAAGACAGGAAAGCGAAAGCUAACUCAGCUCUACUCCCGGGAGGCACCUUGGCUGCCAUGAACCCUGCCCUGCGCCGCCAGCAUGGGGUUGUUUGUUCGAGCUGCCAGGGCCCCUAUAAGAUCCCGGUGACCUUUAAAGGGUGCAAGCACAAGUUCUGCCGCUUCUGUGUCACCCCCUUCAAGGGGGAGUCGGGCACAGCCACCUCCUGCCCCCUGUGUCACAAGGCCCCUAGGCACGGAGAGGACAAGCCCCAGGGGCAGCCAGGCAGUGGGGCAGAUGAAGCUGAAAAAAUCAGUCUGGAAGUGGGCGAAGAGCCUGAGGUGGAGCGGGAGUGCGGGGAACACCAGGCGGUUCUGGACCUGUUCUGCACAGAGGAUCAAACCCCGAUCUGCAUGAGCUGCAGGGACUCCCAGGCUCACUGCGCUCACACUGUGGUUCCCAUUGAGGAGGCUGCCCAGGAGUACAAGAGGAAGCUGCAGACAGCAGUGGAGCUCCUGAAAAUGCAGAUGGAGGAAGCUUGGGAGCUGAAAUACCAGGAGGGAAAGAAGACAGCUGACUGGAAGGAGAGGACGCACUAUCAGAGAAUGUGCAUUGAGUUUGAAUUUGAGAAGCUGCACGAGUUCCUGAAUGAGGAAGAGGAGCAGCUGCUGCGGAAACUGAGGAAGGAGGAGAAAGAGACCCUGAAGAAGCUGCAUGGGAAUAUAAUAAAGCUCUCAGAACAGUGCUUCUCCCUGCAGAAGCUGAUCACGGAGAUAGAGGAGAAGUGUCAGCAACCAGCUGCCGCGUUGCUGAAGGAUGUGAAAGACACAUUAACCAGGAGUGAAAAUAUUCAAGUGCAGGAACCUGAAGCUGUGUUUACUGAACUGAAGAACAUAUACAACAUUCCUAACAUUGAUAUUAUUGACAUUCUAAGGAAAUUCAAAGUGGAUGUGAUUCUCGACCCAGACACAGCUCACCCCAACCUCAUCCUGUCUGAGGACAGGAGAAGCGUGACACAUGGAGGCACGCGACAGGAGCUGCCCAGCAAUCCCGAGCGAUUUGAUCCUUAUAUCAUAGUGCUGGGCUCCAGGAGGUUCACGUCAGGGAAGUGUUACUGGGAGGUGGAGGUGGGCGACAAGGUGGAGUGGGACGUGGGGGUGUGCAGAGAAUCUGUGGGCAGGAAGGGGCAGGUUAUAUUGUCUCCUAGCAACGGAUUCUGGAGAGUUUGGUUGAGGAAUGGAGAUAAGUACAAGGCCCUGAUCUCCCACCCAACCCCCCUCACUGUCAGCGUGCGGCCCAGCCGGGUGGGGAUUUUCCUAGACUACAAGGCUGGCGAGAUCUCGUUUUACAAUGUGACAGACAGGACCCAUCUGUAUUCAUACAGCGGAGCCUUCUAUGGGGUUCUGCGGCCUUUCUUCAGCCCCGGCCUCCAUCGGGGAGGUGAAAACACUGCUCCGCUGACAAUCUGCUCAAAGUCUCUGGACUAGCUCCAAUAGGAAUCAAAAACACACACAUGGAAGGAGCACCAAGUCAAAAAACUUCCCCCUCCACCAGUACCUCCCCCCACUCACAUGCUCUCCUCCUGCUGGGGCUCUGAUCUGGCUCCAUGGGGAAGGGGCCAUUGCAGUGGUGAGGAAUGCAGGAGUAGAUUUGGUCCCAUUUGGCAGGAGAUGGUGAAGUGGGAUACAGACUAUGUUGAUUACCCAAGGGAUUUCUGGGGGAGGAAAGUAGCCAUGAAAAAAUAUGUAGCAAAAUGACAACUCAUUUGGCUAACUUUUAGAAAAAGUGACUAAUAAUAAUAAUAAAAAAAAGUUGGUGACAAUUUUACCCUCUUUUUUUAAAUCACAAGUUUUAUUCAGUGUUUUUCACCAAAAUGUUGACAUUUGAAGCAGUUUUGACCAGCUCCAUACGUGGCUGAAAAACACAGGCUGUGGGGAAUUCAGGAAAAUGUUGUCAAAUUCCCCCCCUUUUUUUUCUUAAAUCAAACAUUUGAAUUUUUCAUUGCAGUUUCAAAAGCGGCUCUCGUGAUCAGUGAUUUCUGGGGUGCCUUAAAGCAGCCACACUGUUUUCAGAGGGAGGUUAGCUGAGCAGCCCCUUUCCUGGUGUCUGAAUUGGGGCACUCAAAACCAAAGGUACUGAAAUUUUAGGCACUGAUCCUGCAAACACUUAAACACAUGCUUAACUUUGUGCAAGUAAGUAAUGACAUUAGUGAGUCCUGCAGGUAACUUCAGUGGGACUGCUUACAUGUGCAGAGUUAAAAAUCAUGCAGUUGUAGAGACAGGGACUUAGGCUGCUAAAAUUGAAUGAUAAGAUAAUGACAGUGAAUGAUGCUAGGAACACAGGGAAAAUGCCACACAAUGAACCCUAAAAUUAUUGUUUUCCUUGAUUCUGCUGCUGAAGAGACCAAAAAAAAAAAAAAAAAAAAUCCAAAAGCUGCCUUUAAUGGCAUAACAUUAGAUCUUACAUAUGUGUAUGAAGCUACCUUUGCUUAGGAGCUGGCACAUUCCACAAGAUUUUGCAAGGGAUCUGCAGAUGUGUCUAACUUCAAAACCUAAAACUACAGCUGAUCAAAAAUAAGAGCUAUUCAAACAGUUUUCAGAAUGGAUUCCCAUUAAAUUUCAGUGGGAAUUGUGUAGCUAAAUCCCAACUGUGCUUUAAAAAAUCUCAAAUAUUGUUUUCUAGAGGUACAAACUUGUUCAGCACUGAAACUGAAGUUUCAUCACUUAAAUUUAUUUAAAUCUUCCACCAUUUAAAACUUGCACUACUCAGGUUUCUGGAGUAACAGCAUGCUCAUUACCAGUCUGAUCCUCUGAAUCAACAGAAAGAAUGCUAUUGUCCAUCGGGUUUGGAACAGACCUCAAAACUAAUUCACCAGAGACUUGAGCAAUAAUUUUUGUGUGUGUAUACUGUAAAAAUAUUUAAAAUGACGGGUUGGCAAUAGGUAAAAUAAACCACAGUUAAGAUUGUAGUUAAAUUGUGGUUCAGUGUUGAAUUCUGUGAAAUCAAUUAAAAAUAAA
Trachemys scripta elegans is the source of this 3934-nucleotide messenger RNA. RefSeq names its product E3 ubiquitin-protein ligase TRIM39-like. The transcript is spliced from 6 exons. The record is from RefSeq and is a predicted model, not a curated record. Bases 995 to 2404 code for a protein of 469 amino acids. Lineage: Eukaryota; Metazoa; Chordata; Testudines; Emydidae. Gene Ontology annotation, molecular function: protein binding; zinc ion binding.